CUAAAUUAUUUUCCCUUCCCCUUUUUUUCUCAAACCCUAGAUCAUAACAAUGUCUGGUGUGUGGAUAUUCGACAAGAAAGGCGUAGCCCGCUUAAUAACAAACCCUACCAGAGAAUCAUUCGAGCAAAAGGAACCAACAUUAUCAGGAACAGCAACUGCACCAGGGGCUCGACCUAGGGUUCUUGUCUAUCUUCCGACAAACCAAGUUAUUUGCUCUCACAACGAGCUCGAACAACGACUUGUUGAACUCGGCUGGACUCGGUUUUGUACUUGUAAUCAGCACAACAAUCUUAUUCAGUUUCAUAAAUCUGAUCACUCUGCUCAUCUUAUUUCUUUGCCUAAACGGUUUGCUGAUUUUAAGUCUUUUCAUAUGUAUGAUAUUGUUGUUAAGAAUCGGUCUUUUUUUCAAGUUCGUGAUCGGCCUGUUUAAUUCUAAUAGGGUGAUUAAUUGCAAAUUUUGAUUUGUUUAGUACUUUGAAGCUUGAAUUUUGUUAUUUUUUUUUUAAAUUUGUUGAAGGCCAAUGCAUGAUUAGUUAUGUUUGCAUGAUUCAGUUUCAAAUGAAAGAUAUGUAUAUAUGCAUGGUUUUAAUUUGUUCUUAGCAAAAAAUUGGCUUGAAUUGGUUAGUCAUUUGAUUAUAUUUACUAAAGGGCUCAUGGUAAGAAAAUCCAAAUUUUUACAA
Messenger RNA from Mercurialis annua (annual mercury), 680 nucleotides. Its product is annotated as flowering-promoting factor 1-like protein 1. Gene Ontology annotation, biological process: regulation of flower development. The transcript has a single exon. The record is from RefSeq and is a predicted model, not a curated record. The coding region runs from base 50 to 430 and encodes 126 amino acids. Lineage: Eukaryota; Viridiplantae; Streptophyta; Magnoliopsida; Malpighiales; Euphorbiaceae.